CUGGGGUAUUUAAAGUAUAGUGCAGAGUUGGUUCACUACCUUCUUGUCUGGCCUUAAGAUGUCACACAUAUGGAGUCUGCUCUGCUUCCUUAUUGGCACAUCAUAUGCGGCCGAGGUCUGUUUUAAUGAGCUGGGCUGCUUUAACGACCUGCCUCCCUGGGGGGGCACUGCUCAGAGACCAGUCUCCGUCCUGCCCUGGCAGCCCGACCAGAUCGGCACCCGCUUCCUCCUCUUCACCCAGAAGAACCGCUACUACCAGGAGAUCAAGACUGACCAAACCAUCCAUGCAUCAAACUACGGCGGGAAGAGAAAGACUCGAUUCAUCGUUCCUGGUUAUUUGAAAAAAGACGAUGAGGACUGGCCACAGGAGAUGUGUAAGGUUAUGGUGAAGUUGGAGAAUGUGAACUGCAUUGCUGUGGAGUGGAAGAAAGGUGUGAAGACUCAGUAUGUCCAGGCGGCCAAUAACGCCAGGGUGCUGGGGGCCCAGGUGGCAUUCAUGAUCACAUUCCUCAAGGCCAACUUCAAGCAAAAGAGCGAUAAGUUCCAUAUUAUCGGACACAGCCUUGGAGCUCACGCUGCAGGAGACGCUGGCAGCAGGACGGCUGGCCUCGCUCGCAUCACAGGACUAGACCCAACUGAACCUUACUUCCAGGACACUGAUGCCUCCGUACGCCUGGACACAAGCGACGCCGCCUUUGUGGAUGUCAUUCACACUGAUGGACUUCCUUUCAAGUCCAAACUAGGUCUGGGCAUGUCUCAAUCCAUGGGCCACAUUGACUUCUACCCCAACGGUGGAGAGCUGAUGCCCGGCUGCUCCGCCAAUAAAGGCUAUCCCUCUGACCUGGACGCCAUCUGGGAGGGUACCAAGAAGUUUGAUGCCUGCAACCACGCCCGAGCCUACGAGUACUACAGCGAGAGCAUUAUUAAGCGACAAGGCUUUGUAGCAUACCCCUGUUCUAACGAGGACAGUUUUGCUGCUGGAAAGUGCUUCCCCUGUGGAGACGACACAUGUCCUCUGAUGGGCUACUAUGCUGACAGGUUCACUGUGACUGAUGGCAUUUCAGAGACAAAGUACUUCCUCAACACGGGCAGUUCAGAGCCCUUUGGCCGUUACAGCUACAAAGUGAAGUUAACCCUAGAUGGUCCCAGCUGGCCUAACCCAGGAUUCAUGUAUGUGGCACUCGCUGGAGACAAUGACAGCACCAAGGAGUACAAGCUUCAUAGUGGUACAAUGAAGCCUGGACGGACCUACGAGGUGCUGAUCGACGCCGAGGUGGACAUCGGUGAUGCUACAGAGGUGAAGUUUCGGUGGAACAACCACAUCCUCAACCCCUUGAGACCCAAGUACGGUGCAUCCAAGGUGGAGCUGCAGAGGGGAAAAGACAACAAGAUUGUCUUCUUCUGCGGAAUAGAGAAAGUGGUGGAGAAUGCGAUCCAGCACGUGCUUCCAUGCUAAGCGUAACCAGCCACAAUCACAU
This is a messenger RNA of Perca flavescens (yellow perch), 1478 nucleotides long. RefSeq names its product inactive pancreatic lipase-related protein 1. The coding region runs from base 59 to 1456 and encodes 465 amino acids. NCBI's taxonomy places the organism in Eukaryota, Metazoa, Chordata, Actinopteri, Perciformes, Percidae. The record is from RefSeq and is a predicted model, not a curated record. The transcript is spliced from 13 exons. Gene Ontology annotation, molecular function: lipoprotein lipase activity; protein binding. Gene Ontology annotation, biological process: lipid catabolic process.